AUGUCAUCAUCAUCAAUCUCUUCAUUAAUCUCAUCCUCACUCCUAAAGAAAACCACCAUCCCAAUUACCAAACCUCUCUACACCACAAAUUUAUCCUCCAAAAAACCUCCAUCAUUACUUUGUAUCCCUACAUCGGCUCUUUUCUCAAAUAGUAAUAAUAUACCCGAAUACCCGGGUAAAGGCCCACCCGAAUUCCCCUUUAAACCCGAAACCGAACCUCCUUCAUUUCCUAAAGAGAACCCAACCAUUCCAACACGUGAACCUGAAGUAGACCCAAGUGUGCCACCCGAAAUAGUUAUUGAUCCUCCUCAGUUCAACCCGUUUCAUGACCCGAAUCCAAACCCGAAACCGGAUGCUCCAAAACCACCACUAACUCCUCCUGGACAAGAUAUGCCGUUUCCCAUACCGGAUGUAGUACCGCCGCGGCCACCACCGGAUGUCGUUCCUCCGUGUCCUCCUGGACCGGAUAUUGUUCCACCGCCAUCUACUCCGCCGAUACCACCACCCACAGGACCAAGUAUUAUUUUGUAG
Messenger RNA from Medicago truncatula (barrel medic), 531 nucleotides. RefSeq names its product non-classical arabinogalactan protein 31. NCBI's taxonomy places the organism in Eukaryota, Viridiplantae, Streptophyta, Magnoliopsida, Fabales, Fabaceae. The coding region runs from base 1 to 531 and encodes 176 amino acids. The transcript has a single exon. The record is from RefSeq and is a predicted model, not a curated record.